This is a messenger RNA of Orycteropus afer afer, 552 nucleotides long. It is a transcript of the gene ANKRD39, whose product is annotated as ankyrin repeat domain 39. The transcript is spliced from 4 exons. The record is from RefSeq and is a predicted model, not a curated record. Lineage: Eukaryota; Metazoa; Chordata; Mammalia; Tubulidentata; Orycteropodidae. Bases 1 to 552 code for a protein of 183 amino acids. Gene Ontology annotation, molecular function: protein binding.
AUGGCAGAACCUCACUCCUGCGCGGACGAUCCCUGCUGCUCCCACCAAAAUGCGGUGCCCAGCGUGCACCAGACGCUGGAGGAGAUGGACUUCGAGAGAGGAAUCUGGUCAGCAGCCCUGAAUGGAGACCUUGGCCGGGUGAAGUAUUUAAUCCAGAAGGCAACAGACCCUAGUCAGCCUGAUGCAGCUGGCUACACUGCUCUGCACUAUGCCAGCCGCAAUGGGCACUAUGCUGUGUGCCAGUUCCUGCUGGAAAGUGGAGCUAAGUGUGAUGCCCAAACCCAUGGAGGAGCCACCGCUCUGCACCGGGCCAGCUACUGUGGACACACAGAAAUUGCACGGCUUCUGCUUUCAUAUGGAUCCAAUCCUAGGUUGGCAGAUGAUGAUGGCAUGACCAGUCUACAUAAGGCUGCUGAAAAGGGUCACAUGGACAUUUGUUCCCUCUUGUUGCAACAUAGCCCAGCCCUGAAGGCUGUUCGGGACCAGAAGGCACGGCUACCAUAUGACCUGCUGCCCUGUAACAGUGACCUGCGGGACCUGCUUGCCAGUUGA